This is a messenger RNA of Lytechinus pictus (painted urchin), 7631 nucleotides long. RefSeq lists its product as uncharacterized. Gene Ontology annotation, molecular function: zinc ion binding; nuclear receptor activity; RNA polymerase II cis-regulatory region sequence-specific DNA binding. The record is from RefSeq and is a predicted model, not a curated record. Bases 289 to 2991 code for a protein of 900 amino acids. The transcript is spliced from 7 exons. Lineage: Eukaryota; Metazoa; Echinodermata; Echinoidea; Temnopleuroida; Toxopneustidae. Gene Ontology annotation, biological process: negative regulation of transcription by RNA polymerase II; cell differentiation; positive regulation of transcription by RNA polymerase II.
GCAUAAGCCUGUAAUGCACUGACAGCUAGACGGGAGAUUAACUGGUACAUGGGAAAAUUUUACUUCACUGAUAAGUUACUUUCUGGAGCUAUUACAGUGUAUCUCUCAACAGGAUUAACAGUUUGGAGAGUUACAUGUACAUUUGGGAGGUCUACGUGUCAGAAAUUUAUCUGUGUGUGUAUAACCUUUGACCUGAUGCACUGAGAGUAGCAGUAAAGUGAUAAAUCUAACCAAAGAAUUUUGUAAAGGAGCCGUGUUCAUCAAUGUGAGUUGUCAACCGGUGUGAAGAUGGAGGCCCCCCAGGGAGUGCUUAAUGAUAAGACUGUGACAUUUGUCCAGGUACUCACAGUAUCUGAUAUGGCGGAGGCGGCAGCCUUAGUAGCCUCGGAGAUGAACCAGAACUCCUCUAUUGCCAAUCCGAUCAUGCAGAUCGUGGUGCAAACACCGGAUUCUGCUGCUGCUCUUGCUGGUGAAGAAAGAGUAGUAAUUUCUUCACAUGACCCCUCUGCCACACCUAAUAUUGAAACCAUUACAAUGGCAACAUCUGAAAGCCCGGCAGAUCUGAAGGCCAAUGUGAUCCCAAGCAACAGCACAACAGCCACACCACCCAACGCCUCAUCGGGUGAAGAAAGGCUCUGCUUGAUCUGCGGUGAUAAGGCUAAUGGCGUACACUACAAUGUACUAUCUUGUGAAGGUUGCAAGAGCUUCUUCCUACGUAGCAACAGAUCAGGAGCCACGUUCACAUGUGCUUCAGGAGGCAACUGCAACAUGGAUUUGUACACAAGACGACACUGUCCUGCCUGUAGGAUGAAGCGUUGCUUAGAGUGCGGCAUGAAGGUGGAAAGAGUCUGGGACAAAGGUCGCCUGAAAACGAGAAAACCUCUCAUACGAGUGAAGCGAAAGAAGAAGGUGCCGGGCAUACACGCAGAUUCAGCGACCUCUCCCACGGUUGCUCCUCCCACUCCAGGUGCCCCUCCCACUCCAGCACCGGCAGCAGCUCCACCCAACCCAGCAUCAUCUUCCAUCCUACCCCAGCAGUUACCAAUUGAAACUUCUCUGAGUUCGACCCCUUCAAGCUCACGCUCCAGCAGUCCUUCAGCCUAUAGGUCUUCAUUAACAGUCACCCCCAACAUGUCCACCAACCCCAUCCCUUCAGCUGUUCAGAUGGACAAAGAUAUGCUACCAUUUUCAGACCCUUCCCAGCAAAUGGCCGGUGACAGUGGGAUGUUGACGAUCGAUUUGGACACUCCGGGAACAUCCACACAGACGCUGCUGACCUUUGGUUCAACGUAUCCUCAGCUUACUCUGGCGCAGGAACAACUGAUGAUCACAUUGGAAAAAGGAUAUAAUGCUUCAACGGAAGUCCUCAAGCAUUUAUCAAAAGAUGUUCCUUUAUUCAGAAUGACACAUUGGAGUAAAUUCAAAGGAGGAGAAAGUGAGAGUCCCAUCAUUUCACAAGGAGAAGAGGAGGAAGAUAUGGACCAAUCUAAACCAAAGAAAGCCAGAUUAGAUGCACAAGAGUCAAAUACUAACACAAACUCUGCUCAGCAACAGCCUGCAGCCCAAGCUAAUGGAAGAAACGGUGUUGCUACACCAUUAAACAAUGAUCCCUUGGCUGUUCUCUCCUCAGCCACUGGGCAGAACAUUGAAGUGAUUUAUAACUUAACUUCCUUAGCUACCGGUGGGCAGAUCAAAGACCCUGCAUCGGCGUUGAGCGUGUUAGCAUCAUCGGAGCAAGGUUUGAGGGUGAUUGAAUCGAUUGGAUCCCUUGUGCAGGGACAGGAUCUCAACACAUUGAUCAGUCUGGCUAAACUUGUGGGCCAGAUAAUCGGCAUGGGAGGAGGCUCCCUUAACGAUAAUCUUGCAGACACGAUUCUUGGGAGCAUCACAGGCUCCAUAUUGAAUAGCUCAAAUGGAAAUACAGCUUCAUCGUUGAGUGCGGAGCUUGCUCUGAAUAUGCCUUCAGCAUCUACUUCAAUACCAUCGGGUCCUAGUCAGGAUCAGAAUGGGAACAAUGGAGGACAAGGUGUCACACAAGAUGAAACAAUGAACAAUGCAGCUGUUGCUAAACUUGCCUCCAGCGGAUUAGCAGAAGCAUUGGCCAUGUUAGCUGCCAUGGCAUCAUCGAGUCAAAACAAAGAAACUAUUGUAGAGAUGGUGAAACGUGCAGCUGUCUCGUUGUUGAGAGGAGAGGACGAACCCCAAAUGAUGUCCUUUUCAUCCCCACCGACAUCAUCCCCUGCCUCAAACAAUUUCUAUAUGCCAACUGAUGUCGGCGAGGAUGAAGUCAAGACCAGUCCAUUCCUGCAGUCCCUCCAAAGAGUCACCUCAUUUCUGACCAGCGGCAAGAUGAGUUCAGGCAAAAAAUCUUCCACCAAAGCCAAACGCACUGUCAACAAAGAAAUGCUGCACAUAGCCAUGGACAUGUUUGCCGUCCUGGUCAAGCAAACCAUUCACUUUGCCAAAAGCAUUCCUGGAUUUACGAACCUCUCUUGCGACGACCAAGCCGUGCUCAUCAAAUCUAGCAUCGUGGACGCACUGCUGUUAAGGUGCGCAGACUCUUAUGCAUUGGAUAAAGAUUGCUUGGUGAAUGUUACCAAUGGAGACAAGUUUGAUGUGCAUAUGAUGUAUCAGUUGGGAUUCUCAACCCUGCCAGAGGUAGUCUUUGAGUUCAUGAGGGACACCAAAGCUUGUGGACUCACUACAGCAGAGUAUGCACUUUUUACCGCAGCUGCCUUACUCUCGCCUGAUCGGUCUGACCUGAAGGACAGAAAGACGGUGGAGGAGAUGCAGUUGGAGAUGAUCCUUGCUCUACAGGCAGCCACCAAGGUCUUCCAUGCAGAUAAACCUUUCCUUUUUACCAAACUCAUCACCAAACUGACCACUCUUAGAGACAUGUCCAUCCUUCACCUCAGUGAGAUCAUGGCAGUCAAGGUCCAGGAACAAGAUCUUAGUCCUCUUAUUGUAGAACUGUUUGGGCUAGAUUCGUGACAGAGUGAUCACUCUCUUCCACCUUUAUAGUCCAGAUACAAGAUCUUGAACCACUCAUUGUAAAUAUAAAUUUGGAAUAGAAUUGUAUCACUGCUAUAACCAAAGUACUAGACACAUGAAUCUUUCACCCCUAUGGAAUCGUUAUGAGGUAAUCCUCACAAUAUAAAAUUCUGUCGUUGAGUUAAAACCUAUAUUUUAGUGUCCUUUCACUCUGUGCUCACUGCAUAAUGAUGAAACAAAAACACUGAAUAAAUAAAGUUAUCUAUAUUAGCAUGAUUAUUACUGUAUGAUACAGUAACACAAGAUUGUUUUGCUUAAUAUUUUGCGGUUAGGACUUAUCAUGCGAGACAUCAUGGGGGGAGGGGUGCUCCUAGCUCCCCCAGCCUUAUUAGGGUUAAAACUCAGAACAACAUUACCAACCAAGACCAAUAAUGUCAUGAUAUUGGCAGAGAUCUGUAUCCCCUCCCCUCCCCAUGGUUAUAGUAAUGUUCGUAGUCAAAAGUUAGAUUAAUGUAUCAACUAUUCUUGCUCAAAAGGUUUGUCCGCUUUGUGUUACUUAUAGGUGAUUUACAGAUACCUGCUUAGCAGGUUAAGUGGUAAUCUCACAUCAGUUUACAUAGACCUACAAAUAUAAUGAUAUUAGUGAAUUGAUAACUUUAAAGAUAUUGACAUUGACCAUUUCAUUAUUCCAUUUCCUUCCAAAGAAAAUGGGGAUGUAAUGAAGGCAUCUGAAGCCUUGCAAUUCAGAAUUGGAAUUUUAUGGUUUUUGGGAUGUUAAAUGACUAAAAGUUUUUAAAAUGUAUGAAGUUAUUAGUUAGAUCAUUGGACAAUUCUGUUUGUGAGUUUUACUCUCAUACAUGUAGUUUAGUGAAUUACAGCAAUAUGUUUGGUUUGAUGUUGCUUUUAUUUUACUUCUCAUAUAUGUGGUUUUGGGGGAUGCUAAAAAUGGUUUAAUAAUAGGAAUAAAUCAUUAUUGGGACUGACUUGAAAUGAAAAUGAGAAAUAGGUAGGAAAUUCUGGGCCCUUUAACAGAAAGCUUAGCAAUUAAUGGAUGUGUUGAUAUUGUGAUUGAUCUUGCACAAUAAUCAAUUGAUCAAUCGUAGAAAUCAGUCUCCUUAUCGAUAACUAAGUUUUAUGUUACAGCGCCCAGACCUUGUUUCAUGCAAUAUAUAUUCAUAUCCAAUGAGAAUACUGUCAAAUGCUCAAAUGGAAAAAUAACGGAUGCUUAAACCUUGCUUACAUUUAUGUAUUGCUUGUUUCGGAUAUGAAGUAUGAUAUUGGUGAAACAAGUUUAAAUUCCUUUGAUGGGAAUGUGAUGUGUGUGAUUAAAGUGGGGAAUUGUAAUUUGAAAAGAGUGCAAACGUGAGCGAAACCAAUGGUUUUAACACCUUAAAAAUCUGUCAUCUAGCUGUAUUAUUUACAAGUAUGUUUUGUAUUGAUAUUUGUUUUUACAUUUUGUUAUAUAUUCUUCUUUUGAUAAAUAAAGUAGAUAAGUGAUUGAGACUUCUCUCUCUGGUUAGACCUGUCGUUAUGAAUUGUGUAGCAUUCAUACCUACUAUACAGACCAGGUUUGAAGUAUGGCUUUUAAAGGUUGAACUUGUGUUUUGCUGAUCCCUGUCCAGAGAGUCAUAUUGAGUCAAAAAUAAUUGUGAGUCUGUGAGCAAAAUGAUUGGAAAAUUGUGAGGGAAUUUUCUAUGCUACAUAUCCAUAAAUGAGCGUGCCUUGCCUGUGCGUGCUUGAAAGAACACCUAAAUGUGUAUCACGUCUGAUGGCUCUUUUAAAGUCAUAUAUCAUAAAAUCCUUGAUUUACAUUUCUCGAGGAAUUCAAACUGAAAUGUCACCUUUCAUAGCUCUAUCCAUAUUGCCUCAUUAGUAAUAUGUUGCCCCACCUACAUUACUUAUUUGAUUGGUAGCUUGCUAAACUAAUAUAUCAUGAAUUUCUUAUUAGUCUGCAAUAUGGGCAUUAAAGGUAACAGAAAAGUAUAAUUUCUGCUUGACAAUAUCUCUUGGUAAAACCUUUCUUCAUAUUUUCUUUUUAUUACGUUUGAACAUAUACUUACUUUUCCUUUCGAGGAAUAGAGGACUGUAUGAAGUCCAUACCUUAAUUUCUAGAUGUCUUAAAGUCUUAGAUUCAUGUCUUGUGAAAUUAUGAUUUUAUUUGUUUGCAGUUAGUAUCUUUUAUGAAAAAGGUAUAUUAUUGUUUUGAAAACAUAUACACUGAAAUAACAUGAGUAGCUUGCUUUAUACACACACAGUGUGAGUCUGGUUUGGGAAGAGACAGUGUGUUGGUAUGUACUUUUGUAACAUUUGUAAAUACUUCAUAGAUUAUGCUAUGUAUAUACGACUAUUGGAACAUUAUAUAUGAGGGUAUAACCCUUGAAUUCAGCCUACCAAAUCUAGAUUUCAGUUCAUCAUUGUAUAUUUAUGAUUACUUGCCAAUAUUAUAACUUUGGCAUAAUCUUACAGAAUCAUGUUGCUGUAAUCUCUUCUGUUUCAUUAGCAUGUUGUGUGAUGCAGUCUGCAAUGAAAGAUGCUGGAUUUGGAUUUCUUUUGUUUAUUAUUUUUCCUGCAUGCCAUCAUCUAUUAACAUGAAAGUUGUGGAUUUUAGGAGAUAAAGGUCUGACUGAGAAAGAAGGGACUAUAUAAUGCAGGAAUAACAUCCUUGGCUAUUAAGGAUUGCACAACACUUGCAUUUUGUAAUAACUUCUUUUGUGGGAAGCCACCAAAUCUCCAUAUUGCUUGUUUUAUCUUGAUUUUGUUUGUUGUGGUAGGUUUCUGUGUUGUUAAAAGUUAUUUUCUUCUUCUUUACCAUUAUGAUAAAGAGAGGGUGUGUAGGGACAAGUCUGUAUUGCUUUUCUUUGCUUCACUCGUUUAUUAGUUACAUGCAUGAACCUUUUUGCCACUUCUCACACCCAUACCUGUAAAAUCAUAUCUCCUUUUUCUCAGCCUGAGCAUCGAAAAUGGCAUUAUUAAGCUUAUUUUAACUUUAUAAGAAAAUAAUAAGUGAUAUCAUGCUUAUAGUUUUGUGUCAAAUAUUUCUUUGCAUAUUCAUUUGUUGAACACAUUUUCUGUUUGUACCUCUCAGAGUUGAUCAGGUUUAGACAUGAUAGCAUUUAUGUGUGGUACCCAUAAAUGUUUAUGAAAGUGCUGAAAAGUAACCUCUUUCUUUCAUCUUUUCUUUCUUUUUAGAUGGUAAAUGGCAUUAUGAUAAAACAUGUAUGAGUUCACAUGAAUUUGUUUUUAGCUUUGCUUUUACUGCAUUUUUUUUGUAAAAAAAAAGUAGGAUCUAAAUCAAAUUUAUUUCCAAGGAAAUUCUUCAGCUUCUUUUAGAAUUUUGGUUUAUGAAUGGCUUACUUGUUUUCACUUAACGCCAUGACAACCUCUCUGGUACAUGUAUGUGUAGAUUUGGGCUGCUUUAGUGUAUAAACUAGCACAAAUGUUAUGAUAGUACAAUAAUAGAACUGUGUAACCUUUCCUGAGAAAAGGGAUUGGUUUAUAGUUUUGUUGUACUUGACAACAGUUGAAGAGUCAUUUACCGAAGAUAUAUUUCUUUUUUUUUUACCAUUGUACUCUGGUAUCCUUUAUAAUAUGAAAAAUUAGCAGCUGCAAAUCUGUUUUUAACAAACUUUGAGUUAACUGUGAAAUUUUAUGUUAUAUAUUUGCAAUUUAUCAACAUUUCAGUCUUUAUUUUCAAUUUUCAUUCAUUCAUCAAUUUGGAAAGCUGGAAUUUCCUGGAAAAGAUAUUGCCUUUUUUUGUUUACUUCUAAGCCUAAUUUUACUAAGGUCAUGGUCUAAAAUUAUGGGUCGCCAAAUUUCAAAACUUAACACUUUGUUUGUAAUGUUUAUUGAGCUUCUCAUGCUUUAAGACUGAAGUGAAGUUGUUAUCGUUUUAGUUUGCAAUUAUUUGUAUCAAGAGUGCUAAAGUGAGCUGAUAAAUAGAACACCAACUACAGAAAUUUUUUACCUGAGAAAACUCUGGUAAAAACUGAAAACUAAGGUUAGUCUGAGGGCAAAAACUCCGGUAAAAACAACCUGAGUUUUCUCAGGUAAAAAGUUUUAUGCAACGCGCCCCUGGACUACCUAUAGUUAAACCACAUUUAGACCAGUCUUAUUCAAAUACGAAGAGCAUUUUAUGAUUUAUAUUUAAUUCAUAUCCCGUCUCUAUGUUAUUACCCAUAAUUGUAAAGAAAAAAAUGAGAUUAAAUGGAGUGAAAAGAAGAAAUCCUGUCCCACAAAUUGCAGUAUUAUGCCAUGAGUGUAUUAAUAUGAGUAAAGAAAUCUUCCUCUCUGCAAUGGAGACCACAUAAAAGAGGAAAUUAUUUAGUUUUAUUGAUCAAACCUGAGAAAUCAUAGUUAUGUUUACAUAUGUUUGCAAUUUUUGUUAUUUUUGUUAAUGCCAAUGAGGCCAUUUUAUUUCAAACUCAUAUUUCUUAUAAUUCAUUGAUUGGUUAUUCUUGCAUUUAUUUUCUUUUUUUUUAAAUAUAUUUUACCUAUAUACCCCUUUUAUUUAUCUAUUUUCCCCCUCCCUUUUGUGUUAACUGUACAAUUAUAAAUAUAAUAUUUUAAGAUUAUAUACUUGUCUAUAUAUAUGUAAAACAAAUUUACAAAAUUAAAAUAAAAUGCACUAAUGCAAUCCUGAU